Molecule: messenger RNA, 2233 nt
Organism: Octodon degus (degu)
Lineage: Eukaryota; Metazoa; Chordata; Mammalia; Rodentia; Octodontidae
Gene: Acsf2
Product: acyl-CoA synthetase family member 2
Exons: 16
Coding region: 34-1878 (614 amino acids)
Biological process (GO): fatty acid metabolic process
Molecular function (GO): medium-chain fatty acid-CoA ligase activity
Source: RefSeq, a predicted model, not a curated record
GUUUGCUGGGCAAGGAGCAGCGGGUGUGCGAGCAUGGCGCUGUGCGUGGGGAUGCUGCGCCUCGCGACGCUGCGGACCCCCGGGAUGGGGGUGCAGGGGGUGCGGUCCCGCCUCGCCGGGGGUGCGCAGGAAGCCAGGCUGCAGUGCGCUCGCCCGCUCAGUUCUGGGGAGAAGCACAGCACCCCAUCACCCAUUGGAGGUUUCAGCUAUGUCCAGGGUGGCACCCGAUUCCCUCUGAUACACCACACUGUGGGCCAGUGCCUGGAUGCCACGGCACAGAGGUUCCCUGACCGAGAGGCCUUGGUUGUCCUUCACGAAGACAUCAGGAUGACCUUUGCCCAGCUCAAGGACCAGGUGGACAAAGCUGCUUCCGGUCUGCUGAGCAUUGGCCUAAGUAAAGGUGAUCGGCUGGGCAUCUGGGGACCCAACUCCUAUGCGUGGGUGCUCAUGCAGCUGGCCACUGCUCAGGCGGGCAUUGUUCUGGUGUCUGUCAAUCCUGCCUACCAGGCUAUGGAGCUGGAGUAUGUCCUCAAAAAGGUGGGCUGCAAAGCCCUCGUGUUCCCCAAGCAGUUCAAGACCCAGCGAUACUACGACAUCCUGAAGCAGAUCUGCCCAGAGCUGGACAAGGCGCAGCCAGGGGCGCUGAAGAGUAAGAGGCUCCCAGAUCUGACUACAGUCAUCUCAGUGGACACCCCGAUGCCAGGAACCCUGCUGCUGGAUGAGGUGGUGGCGGAAGGCAGCACAGAGCAGCACCUGGCCCAGCUGCGGAGCUCGCAGCAGUUCUUGUCCAGCUAUGACCCCAUCAACAUCCAGUUCACCUCGGGGACGACAGGCAGCCCCAAGGGCGCCACCCUCUCGCACCACAACAUCGUGAACAACUCCAACCUGAUUGGCCUGCGCCUGGGCAUGCCCCUGAAGCUGCCAGAGGAGUUGCGGGUGGUCCUGCCCAGCCCUCUGUACCACUGCCUGGGCUCCGUGGGGGGCACAAUGGUGUCUAUGCUGCACGGUGCCACCCUCAUCCUCUCCUCGCCAAGCUUCAAUGGCAAGAAGGCGCUGGAGGCCAUCAGCGGAGAGAAAGGCUCCAUGCUGUAUGGCACCCCCACGAUGUUCGUGGACAUUCUGAACCAGCCAGACUUCUCCAGUUAUGACCUCUCAUCCAUACGAGGAGGUGUGAUCGCUGGCUCCCCGGCGCCCCCAGAGCUGAUCCGAGCAAUCAUCAACAAGAUGAAUAUGAAGGAGCUGGUGGUUGUUUAUGGAACCACAGAGAACAGUCCCGUGACUUUCAUGAAUUUCCCUGAGGACACCCUGGAGCAGAAGGCGGAAAGUGUGGGCAGGGUGAUGCCGCACACCGAGGCCCAGAUCGUGAACGUGGAGACCGGGGAGCUGGCCGCGCUGCACACGCCUGGGGAGCUGUGCAUCCGGGGCUACUGCGUCAUGCAAGGCUACUGGGCCGAGCCGGAGAAGACCUUUGAAGCAGUCGGGCAGGACAAGUGGUACCGGACAGGAGACAUUGCCACCAUGGAUGACGAGGGCUUCUGCAAAAUCGUGGGGCGCUCAAAAGACAUGAUCAUCCGGGGCGGCGAGAACAUCUACCCUGCGGAGCUGGAGGACUUCUUCCACACGCACCCGCAGGUGCAGGAGGUGCAGGUGGUGGGCGUGAAGGACCAGAGGAUGGGGGAGGAAAUCUGUGCCUGCAUCCGGCUGAAGAGCGGGGAGACCACCACGGAGGAGGAGAUCAAAGCUUUCUGCAAAGGAAAGAUCUCUCACUUCAAGAUUCCCCGCUACAUCGUGUUUGUGGCUGACUACCCCCUCACCAUCUCAGGAAAGAUCCAGAAAUACAAACUCCGAGAGCGGAUGGAACAGCACCUGAAACUGUGAAUCUGAGCAAGGAUCCUCCCUGGCCUGCCUCAUCCUGCCCGUGUCCCUGUGGUCUUGGUGACUGGGCACAAAUCUCCACAUGCCCAGGCUUCGCUGGGGUGUUCUGUCAGCAGCUGACAGGGUGGAGAAGGACGAGACCUGUGCGACAGUGCCCCGUCAUACUUCGUUGUGCUUCUGCUACUUACUGGAACCCUCGCCCCACCCCUUUGCGUUCCAGCCUCAUUCUUUGCUUUCGCAGGCCUUGCUUACUUAAUUCUUUCCCCUACUGUUAAGCCAGAAAUAUUCUGUUUUAAAAUAACACCGUCACUGAGAUAUAAUUCACAGACUAUAAUUUACCCAUUUAAAAAAAUUUUUU